Gigantopelta aegis is the source of this 3455-nucleotide messenger RNA. RefSeq names its product calpain-1 catalytic subunit-like. Gene Ontology annotation, molecular function: calcium-dependent cysteine-type endopeptidase activity. NCBI's taxonomy places the organism in Eukaryota, Metazoa, Mollusca, Gastropoda, Neomphalida, Peltospiridae. Gene Ontology annotation, biological process: proteolysis. The transcript has 9 exons. Bases 16 to 1092 code for a protein of 358 amino acids. The record is from RefSeq and is a predicted model, not a curated record. Gene Ontology annotation, cellular component: cytoplasm.
AUACGAGCGUAAACAAUGUUGUCUUUGCAGGUUUUGGAUAACGGAAGCUGGAGUUCUGAAAGGGGAAUUCUUGAGUGCAAUUUUUUCCGACUUGGGAAUUGGGAUACCGUGUACUGUGAUGAUUUCCUCCCGGCAGUGAGCACCAGUACGGGUUUUGUUACGGCUAUUGGAAAAUCACAAGACGUGUGGGUUCCAUUGUUGGCAAAAUGCUUCGCAAGGUUGAAUGGUUCUUACAAUGCAGUAACGAAUGGACAGUUUGGUGAUAUUUACUGCACCUUGACCGGAGGCGUGGCCGAGAGGCUGGACCAUGACUCAAGAUAUAAACCAGAGAGAAUAUUCCAACGCAUCUCCAGUGCCCUAGAGUCUGAUGCGUUGAUCUUCUGCUUCGUUCCAGAUAACCGUGAACAUAAGGGAUUGCAAAACCAACAUUCAUAUAGAGUGACAGGCGCUGGAUGUGUCACACAAGGAGGGAAAGAUGUUUUGCUAGUUAGACUGAGAAGUUGCUUUCAGAAACAUGGGAUAACGCCCUGGGUCGGUCCAUGGAGUCCAAGUAGUCAAGAAUGGCACCAUGUAGAAGAUUCCACAGUGGAGAAGCCAGACCCAGAAAAGAACGAAUUCUGGAUGAGCCUUGAUGACUUUCUGAAGCAUACCAAAAACCAUACAAUUUGUAGCCUCCCGUAUCACAUGGACACAGAUGGUGGUGAUCAGUUAGUAUAUCUUACAAACUUCUAUGGGGAGUGGCUAGUCAACAAGAGUGAAGGUCCGGAAAUUACCUUCACAUUGCAAGCUUCAGCGGACCGAGCUGGUGACGGUUGGUUACCUCUGUUCGUACAGCUCGUGAAGGGAAUCAGCAAACCAGAACAUCGAGGAGUUUGCAUUAAAUUUGAAUUGUUUAAGUUGGAAAAUCAUGACCGAAUCAAGUUGACUGAGAGCCACGGUAACUAUGGAAAUGGACUUCAGUUGUCAUGCUUUUAUCGCGCCACAGCAGGAAGUUAUAUGGUGCAAGCACGAACCCGUGAGCCAGUAAAAGUACAGCAAGAUUUCUUGAUUCGAAUAUACAGUCCUACACCAUUGGCAGACUUGAAGGAGUAAAUACAGAAUUAUGGACAACCAAAGAAAGACGAAGUGCUGAAAUAUUGAAAGUGUUUGUCCUAGUAUCGUUUUCAUUUCAUCGUAUGCAGUUGCACUAUAAUGUAAAAAAUGAUUACAGACUUUAAAAAUAAUUUACAUUAAGGACACGUAAUUUGCUAUUUAUGUACAUUAAUUUAUGUUUUAUUAUUUGACGUAUAUCUAAUUACUCAACGUUUUCAUUCUUACCCAACAACUGUCUAAAUUGCCAUCCACUGUUAUCAUCUCUAACGCCUGUGCUUUUAAUUCCAUUAACGUUAUAUUGAUUAUACACCAAUAUUCAGACCAUGCGUACGCAUACAUGUAUCAAUAGUGCAUGAUGUCGGAAGUGACACCUGUAUUUAAUAUGUCAGAAACAUUAUGUGCCUAAUCCUGGAUAUACAUGCACAAUAAAUAGCUGCUAUGGUAAGCACAAACUGCAAAAUGGAGAUCGCAGAAACUGAUCUAUAAUACCCAUUAAAACAAAUAUAUAACAUAAACUAUUUCCUGCCGUUAUAAAAUAUUUAAAGGGUCUAUUAUGAAUGUGUUGCCUUUAAAAUAGACACUGGAUACAUCUACCAAAAUGUAAUCAUCUGGCCAAACAAAACAUAAUACUGCAGGGCUGUUCUCUGAUCAAAAUCCUUGGGGGGGGGGGGGGGGGGGGGGGGGGUCACUACUUUUUAUAAACAAAUGAAACACUAUACAAAUUAAACCCUGAGAUGUGUAUGCUAUUUUCUGGAGUGAAAAAAAGAAAAGAAAAAAAGUGAGAUUCUCAAGUUGGCAACUACUCCCCCCUGCCCCCCCCCCCCCCCGAGGGUACUGCCCUGUAACGUUUGAUAUAUACCGAAGAACAAAAGAAACGCAUAUAUUACAUUUAAAAAAAAAAAAAAAAUUUGUAUAUUAAAAUAGUCGCGCUUCUUUGGUUGUUUAGUAUUUAAAUCAUCAUAUUGAUUCUUUUAAAGCUACAAUAUUCACAUUUUACUGUACUUGUUUACCGUUUUGUAGUGUUAUGAUGUGCAUAUUUAUUCUAAGGGGAAGAUAUUACUUUUUAGAAUAUUAAAAAACGGACGAAUGUGAUUAUAGAUAAUGCAAUUCCAUCCCAAGGAUAAAAAUUUGGGCGUGGAUGUAGUAGGUUGUGGCUAUGGGCGCGCAGUGUUUAAUGAAUGUAUAUAUUUCUUUCGUUAAUUAAAAAAAAAGAAAAAAACAAAAGGAAAUUAUAUUUCAGUUGGGGCAUAUGCUUAUGGGUGUAUUUUUUUCGAAAAAUCAUAUUAUAACGAUUGUUAUUAUACUUGGUAUAAAAAUGUUUUAAAGUUUCACUCCUUACUAAAAACAUCGAAAUGUGAGGGAUUAAAGUUUACCAAGGACCUUAUGUAACAGUUUUAACAUUUUGUACCAUUGGCUGAAACUGCCUUAAAUAUAACUGAGUACUAAUGAUUUCUUAUCUCUUAAUAAAAUAAAAAAACCCAGUUGUAAACUAAAAUGUGUUUAUUCUAUACCCAUUUAUAUAACACAUCGACUACAAGCCCAAUGAAUCAUACGCAUAAAAUAUAAUCCCAAUUCUGCAAAACUUGGCGCGACUAAAUAUUAAAAUAGCUAUCGAAACGUCAUGGUUUUCAUUGAUUUCAACUUUAUUAAUGUAGAAAAUUAUAUAUACCUUAGGGUAACACAUUUUGUUUUUCGUUUUGGUUCUGUUCAAAGGCGAUCUAAUACCGUCUUGUGGGGAAAAAAAUUAAACAGUCUAUAUUGGUGCGAAAUCGGAAUUCGCCCCCCCCCCCCCCGUUAAAAAUCCUGUGUACGUUCUAGCUACACAUAACACAUAACCCCAUUUAUUAUUUAUUUAUUUACACAUUGUGGUAUAUAUUCAUAAGUUUAAUAUCGUGCAAUAAAGAAAACCAAAAACUUAUAUAAAAUUUUCUACAUUAUAUUUAUUUUAAAUUUUAAAAUCACUGUGAUAUUUUUUUUUUUACUGCAUCCCUAUACACUGUUUUAUAAUUUAAUCAUUCAUUGUUUUUCUCAUUUGCAAAUAUACUAUUUUAAGUAAACGAUGCAUAUAUAAGUUUGUAUUGAAUGAAAUGUGAAAUAAUAUCUUGGUAUUGUGUCUAUCUAAACGUUUUAAUUUCAUAUUUUUUCUGUGAAAUUUGGGAAUGAUUGUUCUAUUGUAUUUAUUGUUGUCAAAACAUGAAUCAAAGUGUGUAUUUAUAUCUGCAUUUUUAUUUAUAUGUACACAUUUAUUCAGCAGUUUAUGAUUUGCAUAGCAUUUGCUUUAAAAAAAAAGGAGAAAAACAAAGAAUUUCAUGCAUUCAUUAUAAUAAUGUUUUAGUGAUUAGUAAUAAACAUAUUUGAGCAAA